This is a messenger RNA of Amoebophrya sp. A25, 4695 nucleotides long. The record is from the annotation of a GenBank genome assembly. NCBI's taxonomy places the organism in Eukaryota, Dinophyceae, Syndiniales, Amoebophryaceae.
AUGCUGAUGUUGAAUCGAGCAACACAACGAUUGAGCCGUGGGCUCGGUGGAGCUAAGAGGCAGUUCUCCACAGCUGCAGCGAAUGGCGCUCCUGCCUUGAGCAGCGUGACCACGCAGCGCCAGUCGUUUAACAAGGCUGGUGCCUCCUCUUCUAGUGGGGGCACGAAGAACUCCAGUUCGUUCUACAUGCCCAACGCCAAGGAUGAGGAUCCUCGACCUCUCGACGUCAAGUACUGGACCGGCAAGAGCGCCAUCGAGUUCGACAAGUUCCGAAUUGAUUUGUCCAAGUACGACUUGAAGAACAUCUUGUCUGCGCGCGACAGCGAAGGCAAGGUCGCCGCGGACCUCGACAAGCGAGACACCAUCAUGCUCCGCGAGCACAUGGAAGAUGUCUUCAACCGUGUAGGCGUGGUGCACAUGCACAACACGGGAAUGGAACAGUUUGAGGAGAUGCAGGCAGUGACGCACAUCCUGUUUCCGCAGACGACAGACUACGAAGGAGGAGCGAACUUGCGAAAGGAAAUUGAGCCGGUAUUUUUUCUAUUACGUUUUAGAAUUUGUUCAGUAAAAAUCGGACGUAGAGGAGGAUAUUCAAGAAUAUCAAGGUACUAUACAACAAAACCUGAAUGAAUCACUUCUAUUUGGUUUGUUUCACAUCCACCCAAAAAUCAAAAUCGAUCGACACCAUCAACCAAUCCCUCACUUUCACCAUCCACACACACACACACACACACACACACACAGAACGUCUACGACACCGGUGCUCCUCGUGAAGCCGAUUUGCAAUACCACCAUGAGAUGGCGUACAUUGAUACCUCGGUCAAGUGGGUCGCUUUUGGUGCCUUGCAUGCCACUGACAACCCAAUGAAGGGUGCUACCUACGUCUCCGAAAACUUGGGUGCUACUGAGCGACUGUUGGAUAGCAAGUUUGGCCAGCGUUUGGUCGAAAAGGGGUGCUGCUACAUCCGCAAGCUCCCGGACCAGAAGUUUUUCACGGAUAAUGGACUGGGUAUUACUUACUUCUUGCUUGUUCUUUUCAUCGGAAUAAAUGCUUCUCGUCAAUACUCUAGUCUUGAUCUUGAUAGAAGUCCUCUGACUGCUCUCUCAACAAAUAUUAUUCAAUACAAAAGUCGAAAAAAUACAAUUUAAGUAAGUGCUAGCUAGUACUUCUUACUUGUUAUUUCCUCCCAACAUGGUCUUCAACACAGAUUCCCUCUAUCGUCUACAACUUGUUCCCCCCACAAACAACACAGAUUCCUCUAUCGUCUACAACUUUUGGCAAACGUCUACUGGUACUGAGGACAUGGACGAGGCCGCGGAAAUCAUGCGCAAGAAGGGACUCGAAGUGGAAUGGGAAGAGAGCCCAAUCUUUGGACGAUAUAUGGUAAAAACUUUUUACUUUCUCAAUCUUUGGACGAUCAUUGUAUAUGGUAAUUAUUUUUUAUUGGAUGUUGAAAAUGCUAAAAUAAAUCUUCAUAAGUACUGUUAUUAGAUGAAAAUAAGUACGUCUUGCACAAUGUGGUUCUUGAUUGGCUGUAGUGGAUGAAGGGAUUCCUCAUCAUCUUGAUGUCGUACUACCAAACCAGCACACCUUCGAUAAACUACCCAGGUCACCAAAUACUACGUUGACACGUUCGAAUACGAUCCUUAUAACGACAAAAACACUAUGUACGCCUCCGUCGCCGAUGACUACGCAUGGUUCGAUUCGUGGCCUGGUACUCAGAAUUUGAAGGCACAUUUAUACAUAGAUGUGGUUUAAUAUCUUGAUGUUCGAAGAUGUGUAGAUUCAGAUAUUCUCGUAGUUCUUAGGCGAAACUACCUUCACCUUCUGGUCAUGUUGUUUGAACACACCGACCAAAUAAUUAAUUCUACUGAUAUUUAUGAUAAUAAAUAGUCAUCUAUUAAACAGGUGUAAGAGACCUUCCCCACUGGGAACGCCCUUUGAAGCUGAACUUCGGAGAUGGUGAGGUCAUGACCCGUGAGGAGAAGCAGUUCUGGGUCGACUGCUAUGACAGUUGCGGCGUACCGGUCGCUUGGGAGAAGGGUGACUUGGCCAUCAUCUGCAACUAUCGCACGGCCCACGGACGACCGAAGUAUGACCUGAACGCUGGCGAAAAGCGCGAACUCGGAGUCAUUCUGGGUGAGUCCUUCGUUCGCCAGGGCGAAGUCGACGGGAAAUGGUAGAUGUUCUCAGUAGAUCAGAUGUUGUAUAUCAAUCUACUAAACUAUUUACUUCUUGAUACUUCAACGUUAUUGCAAGCCAAUGGCAAACUACAACGAACGUCUAUUCACAUUCAGGCGUUGAGAACUAAGCUUGCUAUCAUGAUAAGCACUUUUUCAAAACGAAAAGAAACAAAAAAAAAUGAACUAAUGCUCUAAGGUAUAUUAGAGAUCAAUGAAAAAAUCAAUGCUCAAAAAAAGCUAGAGACAUUGUAUCUUUAGAAGUACUAGAAAAACAUAUCUAUCUAUGUCUGUCUCUGUGUCGUCGAGCACCGAUUUGCCGUUUUGACUUUUUCCAUCUUUGACCUCUCAUGACUGACUUAGUGCGAAGGCAUGGGUAAUAGAAAAGAUGGUCGAAGGUGUUUUUUACUUCUUCGAAUUUGCAUUUUUGUUGGAAAAAUUAGAGUCUAAUAAAUAUGGUACAAAGAGGAUGUUCUUGUACGCGACAUAGAUUUAGAUACUCCUAUAUGGGUCUACCCUAUUGUGCAGCAACAUCGAAUUCUCCUGUAAGACUAUUUCUCAGAACUACAGACAAGAUGAGACGAGAAGCAUGUUGUGUACAAAUGAUUUCUGCUAUUCACUAAUUUCUGCUAGUCAUUCUGCGGAUCUAACAAUUAGAAGAAUGGGGGUUGCAUUCACUGAAAAAAAGUGCAGAAGAAGCUAAAGACGACGGAGAAGAUGAACACUGACGGAGAUACAAAAAGGGAUAACUUCUAUAGGAGAACAAUGGAUGUUGAAUGUAGUUGUUGUACUAGAGCUCAUGGUCGAAUUACUGAUAUUACUAGACUACAUCUUCACAUAGAAAAAACUAAAAAAAAAUGAAUCUCUAUCUAAGUAUAGUUCUUUUCAUCUGCACAGCACACGAAAAUGUCCAAUGUCAUCAAACUAUCAAAAGAAAAUGAAGGCAAAGAUUAGUUCCGGUUGGUCUCUUUUUCUUGUUGUGUACUAACUACUAGCGCACAAUUGAUUCUAUGAUUUACUUUGAGCCCUAUUUAUCGAUUUUCGAAACAUUUUUCCGACUCAACAAUGAAAAAAAAGGUAGUAUGUCUUUUGAUGUAUUUUUGGUAGUGAGUUUAUUUAAAUUAGAAUUAUCAUGGAAAAGUCGUGUUGUAAUGCUAAUUGUAUGAGCAGAACUUUCAUCAUGUUUUAAAUGAAAUUAAAGAUAACCUCAUAACGAAUAACCGGGUUUCAUGAUUGUGCCUCUCGUCUAAUCGGACUGGGUAUCAUGUGAACUACCCCUCGUCUUGGGACUGGGUCCACUCAUUAGCCUUGUUUUCAUUGAAUUCAAGAAUGAUCUCAUGAUACAGAACAAGAACAGCAUCAACUACAGCCUUUUCAUCGUCCUCGUUGGAAAAUAUAGCCAAGUAGAAGCCUACAGCAGUGCGUCUACUCUUGCUCUUGAAAGAACAGUGCGUCUACUCCUACAGUCAAAUUCGACAGCGCUUCUUUUAUGCGGGAGGGAUUUAUGGAGCAUAUGCCGGCAAGCAUACUGACUUCAUGUCGCACGUCGAGGCUUCGAAACUAUUCAGGUCAAGAUAAGCCUACAGGUACAACAGUGCGUCUACUCCUGCUCUUCGAAGCUUGUUGUAGAGGCAACUAGAACUACAUAAGUUGACUAAUAUCACAAGGCAGGAUGAUCCUCUCAUUUUUGCAUAACCCAGUGUGUCGAUGUUGCAUCAGCAACAAUACAGGUAGGUACUACACCAGUAUAGGUAGGUACUACCUAGAACAGUAUGUUCUUAAUCUUUGGCUUCGUCUCAAAUUCCAGGACUAGCAUAGAGGAGGAGGAGAAGAACGUGAAAGGUAGUUUCUUGUUAUGUAUUGUCGUGCAUUCGUAUUCGUUAUCUGUUUCUGUGUAUGAUUUCUAAGUAUCAUCGUGUGAUGCACUCUUGUGUAGUGUAAUAAAAGAUAAAUAUGCAGCUGCAAUAACUUCUAAAUGCAAAAGUCCUUCCAGAAUUCUUUGUCUUCUGUUGUAUCACUCGUAGGUAGUCUGAUGAAUAUUUUAGUUGGACGACGAGUGUGCAGCAUCAAGAACAAAGAAAUGUGACAGACUUCCUAGUAUCCUGGAUAAUUCUUUUCCAUAUACAACAAGAGGUAUUGGCAUUAAUGGGAAGGAUUUGUUUUUCAAUCAGUAACUGGAACUAGACAAGGCAGAUGAAGGUGGAUGUGUACUUCUUGACAAAUCAUCUUCAUGAGACGGCUACUAGUUUCAUCGAUGUCGGAACAAGGAAGUGAUGUAGCUGUACUAGCUAAUUAAGAAUUGCAGUUGUUGUAACGACAGGCUAGACCUGGUGGAAUUUGAUGGACCUUCACCAGAAGCUCGAAGAUGGAUAUCGUGCUGAGUAAAACAUUGAUAAAGACGAUGGAGACGGUUGACAUCAAUCACAGGAUGUUAACAAAGGUCCAUUCUAGACAAACUUUAGGAUUGAAACUGAAUGAUGUCUGCAUAAAGAUGUAAUUAAGAAAUAAGUCUUG